CAGCAAACCACAAGGUCCUCCAUCUCCACCCUUCCUCUCCAGCAAAUCACCCACCACGACAUCAUCCUGCCCCUUCUCUUCGAAACCCACUGCCAUUGAACCCGACUCCAGCCACCUUUAAUCCCCAGUUUCUUCUCUAAGCCCCUCUCACAGCACCUAAAACCAGCUGCUCCCAACAGCCGGUGUCCACCAGCGAUCUCAGCAGACAGCGAGCAGCGAAUCGGCCACCAGCGAGUCGAGCACUCCAGCUACACAUCGGCACCCACUUUUUUCAUUACCCAGAAAUAGAGCCAUUGAAAACCAUUCCCAAUUUUCUUCUCCAUUUCAGCUCAUUCACGUUCCUCUCCUUCGACGGCUCUCACCAAAUCCAUCAACAGCCGACCGCAGGUUCACCGCAACAGAUACAUUCUCAUCCAGCUGCGCGCCAGUCCAGAAUCGGGGGUUCAAAGACUAUUGAAAAUGGGGAAGAGUUGCUGUUGUGGAGAUUGAGGAACUGAGAGUAUGACUGAGGCAUGAGAGUAAUCAAUGAAACUUGAGCAGGAGGAAGAGAGCGGGGCUGCCACUGAAGUUCUCUCUCGACAAUGAUCGCCAAUUCAUCAGCAAUGUUACAGUUUCACUCAUGUGGUUUGAAUUUUGAAUAACCCAUUUGUUUUUAGAACUUGGGUAGCCUUUUAUUUUCCUUCCUGCCCCUCUUCCUUAUAUCGGAAUGGCGAAAGCUUUGUUUCGUAGCCUAAGAAGGGUUUGUUCACUUGUCAAGCCAUCAUCAUCCAUCUUUUCCAGGCCAAAUUUUCACUCUCCAGAAUCAGUUUUCUUUUCGUCCAGACACACAAUUCCACUGAAUCUACCAAACCCAUCCUGGGUGUUUAGAAACUUGAGUCAUGGUACUGUAAACCUGGUGAUAUCAGAAGGCAAACCCAAGUUUGAAAUGCAUGAGGUUGAUCCUCCAAAGAAGGAGAAAUGGCAGACGAAGAAGAGGCUAAAAAUGAAGAGAAAGAUAGAGAAGCAGAAGCGUAAAGAGGCUAAUAAGAGGGACCCACGUAGUCUUACUGUCAAGAGGAAGAAGCAGAAAUUUGCUAAUGCUGAAGAGAGAAUUAAGUACAAGCUUGAAAGGGCCAAAAUCAAGGAAGCUUUGUUGAUUGAAAGACUUAAGCGGUAUGAGGUUCCUAAAGUGCAGGGCCCUGAGGUCAAACCACAUGAUCUAACAGGUGAGGAACGAUUUUUUAUGAAAAAGAUGGCCCAAAAAAAAUCCAAUUACGUGCCAAUUGGCAGGAGAGGAGUAUUUGGAGGCAUCAUUCUUAAUAUGCAUAUGCAUUGGAAGAAGCAUGAAACGGUAAAGGUCAUAUGCAAGAAUUGCAAACCUGGCCAAGUACAGGAAUAUGCUCAAGAAAUUGCCAGGUUGAGUGGUGGGAUCCCCAUACAUUUUAUUGGAGAUGACACUGUUGUAUUUUAUCGGGGGAAGGACUAUGUGCAACCAGAAGUCAUGUCACCAAUAGAUACGUUGUCCAAAAAAAGGAUCAUCAUCGAUGGAGUUGGAGUAGAGGACAUUAAAUCAGGUCAAGUACUUCUCAUCCUUUUGUCAUGGAACUCUCAAGUAAAACAUCAUCAAGUGCUGCUGCUUGUAUAUUGUCAUCAUCUUGCACUGGAAAAAUCCAAGUACGAGCAGUCGCUUGAGACCGUGAGGCAUUUCAUAGCUGUCGCAGAAAAGGAAUUAGAGCUUUACUACAGGCACAUUGCACUUUAUGGUGAUCCAAAUAAUAGGAAUCCCCUUUCCAUCUUAGACUGUCCAACAAAUUACUUGAAGGAAUCUCAGAAUCCGGAAAAGCAAACCGAUGCUUUGUCUUGUGAUGAAGUUUCUACAGGUGAUUCAGAGACGGAAGUCAAUUGGGAUACUGAAGAAAUUGAAGAUGACUACCUCCUAUCCACAAGUGAAUCAGAUUCUUUAGGUAGCUCAACUGAUUGGGAUACUGAAGAAAGAGAAGAAGGCAUAUCUUUGAUGACAGAAAUGAGAUCCUCCACAAGAUUAGGUGCAUCAUGUGAGUUUGAGAAUAAAUUUGAGACUGAAAAGGAAGAUUAUUCAAGUGAAAGGAAUUGUGGGUAUAAAUCUUUCUAAUUCACGAAAUCAUGGCCUGAUUUUAUCUUGCCUUAUUCUUUUGGUUGUGCC
Molecule: messenger RNA, 2161 nt
Organism: Manihot esculenta (cassava)
Lineage: Eukaryota; Viridiplantae; Streptophyta; Magnoliopsida; Malpighiales; Euphorbiaceae
Product: CRM-domain containing factor CFM9, mitochondrial
Exons: 6
Coding region: 707-2110 (467 amino acids)
Molecular function (GO): RNA binding
Source: RefSeq, a predicted model, not a curated record